Messenger RNA from Macrosteles quadrilineatus (aster leafhopper), 2012 nucleotides. RefSeq names its product probable G-protein coupled receptor No18. Gene Ontology annotation, molecular function: G protein-coupled receptor activity. Lineage: Eukaryota; Metazoa; Arthropoda; Insecta; Hemiptera; Cicadellidae. Bases 18 to 1925 code for a protein of 635 amino acids. Gene Ontology annotation, cellular component: membrane. The transcript has 13 exons. Gene Ontology annotation, biological process: adenylate cyclase-activating adrenergic receptor signaling pathway. The record is from RefSeq and is a predicted model, not a curated record.
GAUGUAUCGUGACGAGGAUGGACGCAGAGCCUACGUCCUGGGGCUGGCAGGAUAUCAGUCUCGCUGUUGUAUUUGUCACCCUUAUAAUUGUUACUGUGGUUGGCAACGUGCUGAUCAUCGCAGCUGUAAUUACAACACGACGUCUCCGCACUGUUACCAACUGUUUCGUAAUGUCCCUCGCCAUUGCAGACUGGCUAGUCGGCAUAUUUGUUAUGCCUCUUGCCGUCACUAAACAUCUCAACAACGGUAAGUGGAUCCUGGGCCGCAUGGUGUGCAUAGUGUGGGUGUCGUGUGACGUCUGUGUUUCCACAGCAUCCAUCCUGAGUCUGUGUGCCAUCAGCAUCGACCGAUACUUCGCCGUUACUCAGCCGCUCAACUACUCCAGGAGGAGACGUUCCAAGCGACUCGCGGCCAUCAUGAUACUUGUCGUCUGGCUCACCGCCAUCAUGAUCACGUGUCCUCCAAUGAUAUGGUACCGCACAGACACGCCGUACCUGAACAACUCUAACACGUCUACCAACGAGAGUGAGGUCCAAUGCGAGUACAACGAUAACAAGGGCUACGUGGUGUUCUCGGCAAUGGGGUCGUUCUUCGUGCCGCUGACCGUCAUGUUGUACGUGUACGCGAGGAUAUCUUGUGUCAUCGCUCAGAGACACGACAACCUGGAGGCCAUGAACAACAGCACGCCACAGGUCAAGUGGCCUCUCAACCCUUCGGUUAGCUUGUGUGAUCGCUCACAUACACGACAACCUGGAGACCAUGAACAACAGCACGCCACAGGUCAAGUGGCCUCUCAACCCUUCGGUAAGUACCUUGGCAACCACCAAGAAUACCAUGUGAACUCUAAGUUUGGGUGUGUGAUCGCUCAGAAACACGACAACCUGGAGGCCACGAACAACAGCACGCCACAGGUCAAGUGGCCUCUCAACCCUUCGAGACACGACAACCUGGAGGCCAUGAACAACAGCACGCCACAGGUCAAGUGGCCUCUCAACCCUUCGGUAAAAACACGACAACCUGGAGGCCACGAACAACAGCACGCCACAGGUCAAGUGGCCUCUCAACCCUUCGGUAAGUACCUUGGCAACCACCAAGAAUACCAUGUGAACUCUAGGUUAGCUUGUGUGAUCGCUCACAUACACGACAACCUGGAGGCCAUGAACAACAGCACGCCACAGGUCAAGUGGCCUCUCAACCCUUCGAGACACGACAACCUGGAGGCCAUGAACAACAGCACGCCACAGGUCAAGUGGCCUCUCAACCCUUCGAGACACGACAACCUGGAGGCCAUGAACAACAGCACGCCACAGGUCAAGUGGCCUCUCAACCCUUCGGUAAUGAUCGCUCAGAGACACGACAACCUGGAGGCCAUGAACAACAGCACGCCACAGGUCAAGUGGCCUCUCAACCCUUCGAAACUCUCGAGAAAGCCGACGUCCAAUCUUGAGGAGUCAGAUUUGGCGAGAGAUUCUUCUGAGAGCGAGGAGGUCGUCAGGAUAGCCAGUGUAAUGACACGGUUGCCUGAGAACCGUCUACCAGACCGGCGUCUGCGCUACUCCGACAACAGUUCCCGCGUAUCUUCGAUUAGGCGAGAGAGCAAGGCGGCGCAGACCCUGAGCAUCGUAGUAGGAGGCUUCAUCGCCUGCUGGCUGCCGUUCUUCCUCGCCUAUCUAGCACACCCCUUCCUCAAUCCUGGAUUUAUCCCGGAAAAAGUCAUGUUUAUCCUCACCUGGCUAGGAUGGAUUAACUCAGCGAUCAAUCCAUUCAUCUAUGCAUUCUACAGCCCAGACUUCCGGUUAGCGUUCUGGCGGCUCACAGUUAGACAUUGUACACCUCGACCACCUCCUUGCCGUCAACUCAACAGUUGUAGCAGGCCUAGUAUACUACUGAGAGAAAGUGUUGUCACUGGCUAUCCUCGACCAUGAUGUCAGCGACCGUCCCGGCGAGACAGGGACGCAACAGUCUAGAACUGUGACAAUAACAGUGGGACAUUAUACACCUAUACCACCAUC